AUGCUCGACAUCGAAUAUCUUAGAGGCCGCGGCCAAGAAAUCGAAAGUCACUUGGAAGAAAACUUUGACAGCGCCGAGUUCCUCCCUUGCACCAAAAUUGACCAGUUUUUGGGAAGAAAUGCUGUCGAAUUAGCCCUCAAAGCCUCGGGCCUCAACGAUAGGGAAGACCUUGUGAAUUUUGUCCUCCAGCCUGCCAGGGCUAAGCGCAUAUUUCUUAUCCUCCUAUAUAUGUCGGAGGAAAGGGAGAAGCUAUCUUUCCUUGCAAAUUUCCUAAAGCAAAAAUUGACCGACGCUUCGCUACCAGUCAAGAAAAGCCAACUUGGUUCGAUCUUCACAUCCAAUAACGAUCGAACCCUUUUUUGCAAAUAUCAGCACAUGGUGACAUCACCAGAAUUUGGCAAAGACAAGUUUCGAUCGAAGCUUCAUACCGACACGAUUCUGCCUUAUCUCAAGAGCCAUAAUCCAUCGGGUCGCGGAUUUUUUGGUGAAGUAUCUCGCAUGGAUAUUCACCCAUCGCACAUCCCGGAAGACGUUAGAUUAACUCUCGGGGGAACUGCCUCUAUCGCUGUAAAAACAGCAAAUAAUCAUGAUCAAAUCGCCAAAUUCUUUGAACAGGAAGCAACAGCUCUGGAGAGAUUAAAGAAUCAUAACUCGCCAAACCUGGUACAGCCAAUUGCUGCCUAUGAAUACAAGAACCAAAAAUGUCUCGUCUUCCCUUGGGCACAUGGCGGAGAUCUCUACAAGUUUUGGGAAGCCUAUCAAGAAAAAACGGUUGAUCUUGAAUGGAUCAUCUCACAGUUCACUGGGCUUUGUUCCGUACUCAAUGAUCUCCAUAAGAUUAAUUGUAGGCAUGGAGAUUUGAAGCCCGACAAUAUCCUUUGGUACAGGGAUAAGGAUGGAUUGGGGACCCUGAAGAUCGCUGAUUUGGGCCUAGCCGCCUUUCAUAUUAAAGACACUGGAAAUCGAAGAGGCAUACAGACUAUGACUCCGACAGGAACAGCGCGAUAUGAACCACCUGAAACAGCAGAAAAUAAGACUGGUGAACGAUCACGGAUGUACGACAUCUGGUCAAUGGGUUGCAUUAUGCUGGAGCUGCUGAUAUGGCUCACCCAAGGCAUAUACGCCGUUGACAAACUCGGAACGGUAACAGAUUACUUCUGGAAACGCGACGACAAGUCUCAUAGGUAUGAGAUUCAUCCUGAGGUGAGAAAAUCCAUUGAGGAACUGUAUAAGCAUGAAGCUGUCCAGGGAAACCAAACAUACAGUGAUCUCUUGACACUCGUGACAAAUGGGCUACUGGUGGUCUCUUUACAGUCGGAUGCCAACCAAGGUGCACAUCGAUACGAGGCAUCCAAACUCUACGAGCAGAUGCUCGUAAUCGAUAACAAUUAUCAAGGCAAUGGCUCAGUGCAACCAAGUCAAGCGAGGUCCAUGACAGGCCGACACAGGCAAGAACGUCACAGCCAAAACCAAGCGAGCCAACUUUAUGACGUUUGGCAGAGUACUUCGCACAAUCAGUUCGCGGCACAGUUUCUCAGUUUGGUAGGCUGGGAUAAUGUAAGGCCCGAUUCAAACUUAGCUCUAAACAAUUUGUGUGCUCGAUGUAGCAGCAUUAAGACGACGCCGCUAUUUUCUUCAACCCUUCCCGUCGAGAUCCAAGCAAAUUGCGAUUUGUGUUCGAUGCUGUCGAUAGCAUUGGACAAGCAAGGCAUUGCAUGGCUGGAAGGUGUUCGCAUUCAACAGAAGGACGGCGCUAUCGGUGUUCUUGAUGCCCCCUAUCUCCUCUCGGUUUACUCCGAACCAGGCCAAUCAGUACCCCACGGGGCGCGACUGGGCCUUCCCCAACUCCCAGAUCAAGGUGGCACUGGGCAGUUCUUACUUCUGAAGGAAUGGGCACGAGUGUGCAGCCUGGAGCAUGAAAAGUGUCGCUCUGGGAAAGAUCAAAUUGUCAAGGCAAUGCCAACACGACUCAUCUCAGUCCAAGAACCCGUUCACCUUUUAGAUUCUUCCUCUAUUGAUCCGACCGAUUAUAUAGCACUAAGCCACUGUUGGGGGAAGUUAACGGAGGAUCAGAAGUUCUGCACUUACAAGCGCAACAUCACUCAGCUGAGAACGAAAAUUGACACUGAUCGACUACCAAAAACAUUCCGAGAUGCCAUCGUUGUCACUCGAGGAAUGGGUAUACAAUAUCUCUGGAUAGACUCUUUGUGUAUCAUCCAGGAUGAUGAUAUCGACUGGGAGCAAGAGGCUGGGAAAAUGGAACAAGUGUUCAGUGGCGCUUACUGUACCAUCAGUGCCACAGCAGCUAAGUCAUCACUCGAUGGUUUCCUCAGCGACCGUUCGCCGCGUCCCUAUGUACAUCUAGAUACGAAAGAUGGUAGGCUCUGGAUCUGCCCUGCCAUCGAUGACUUUCGCCAAGAUGUGGAUGCUGCUGAGAUCAGUACUCGGGGCUGGGUGCUACAAGAAAGACUACUCUCACGCCGUACUAUUCACUUUACGUCAAACCAAGUCUACUGGGAGUGUGGCGAAGGUGUGUGCUGCGAGACUCUUGGACACCUUGAAAACCCGAGGGCCGCUUUGACCAGCGACGCCAACUUUCCUAGUUCUGUCCUUAAACUCUAUCGCGAUGGGAGGCAGAUGUUGAUACAAGACCUACACGAGAGGUAUACUAGACUCAAUUUAACAGUGUCAACAGACCGCUCUGUAGCUAUUCUGGGUCUCGAGACACGCUUGGCACGAGCAUUGGAAACUCAGACGGCAUAUGGUCUAUUUGACACCUACUUCGCCCGAGGUCUCCUCUGGAAACGCGGUCAAGAAUCGUCUAUGCCAAUCAUUCCAUACCAGGAAGAUAAACGAGUUCCGAGUUGGUCAUGGUUCCACCGGAAAGGCGUCAUCGAGUACAUGGAUUUGAAAUACGACAGGGUUGAUUGGAUGUCGGGCAAUUUCAACAACCCUUUCACAACUCAGCAGCAUGGAGGGUCUCGACAACAGGCAACCUCAGAGGCUCCAAAAUGCAGCCAUGUCCUCAAAGCAAAGGCAAAAUCCAUUAAAACAGAUGGUACCAGUCUGUCAGAGCACAUUGUCUUUGAUGAUGAAAAGUUCGACCUCGACAAGGUGAAGUGCGUAACGAUUGGAUCUGAUAAGAUCGGCGGCGGAAGAAUUCAUGUGCUUCUCAUAACUGUCUUUGGUGCUCCUGAGGAGAAUAAGUAUAAGAGGGUGGGGGUCAUGUCGCUGAGGCCAACAAGUGUAGAUGGCGAGGGAUUGUGGGUUGAUAUCUAUUAA
This is a messenger RNA of Fusarium fujikuroi IMI 58289, 3282 nucleotides long. Its product is annotated as related to tol protein. Gene Ontology annotation, biological process: protein phosphorylation. Gene Ontology annotation, molecular function: protein kinase activity; ATP binding. The record is from RefSeq and is a predicted model, not a curated record. The coding region runs from base 1 to 3282 and encodes 1093 amino acids. The transcript is spliced from 5 exons. NCBI's taxonomy places the organism in Eukaryota, Fungi, Ascomycota, Sordariomycetes, Hypocreales, Nectriaceae.